AUGUAUGAUGAUGUCCAUAUUAACUUCACUCCAGAAGAAUGGGCUUUGCUGGAUCCUUCCCAGAAGACUCUCUACACAGAUGUGAUGCUGGAGACCUACCUGAACCUCACUGCUAUAGGUUACAAAUCAGAAGACAAUAAUAUUGAAGAACAUCUUCAAAAUUCUAGAAUAUAUGGAAGGCAUAAAGGAAGUGUUGCCAGAGAGAAACCCUAUGAAUAUAUUCAAUGUGAUAAAGCCUCUACACUUCACAGUGCUCUUCAAUGGUAUGAAAGAAUUCACUCUGAAGAUAAACCGUAUGAAUGUGGUAAAGCCUUUUUUUACCACAGUAAUCUCCAAAACCAUAAAAGAACUCAUAAUGGAGAAAACCCCUAUGAAUGUGAUAUAUGUGAUAAAGCCUUUUCACAAACGAGUAAUCUCCGACAGCAAAAAAAAACACAUUCCAGAGAGAAACCCUAUGAAUGUAAUGAAUGUGGUAAAGCCUUUUUACAACCAUGGAAUCUGCGAAAGCAUAAACGAACACAUUCUGGAGAGAAACCCUAUGAAUGUAAUGAAUGUGGUAAAGCCUUUUCACAACACAGUACUCUCAAAAACCAUAAAAGGACACAUACUGGGGAGAAACCCUAUGAAUGUAAUGAAUGUGGUAAAGCCUUUUCACAACACAGUACUCUCAAAAACCAUAGAAGGACGCAUACUGGGGAGAAACCCUAUGAAUGUAAUGAAUGUGGUAAAUCCUUUUCACGACAGAAUCAUCUCCAGAGACACAAAAGAACACAUACUGGGGAGAAACCCUAUGAAUGUAAUGAAUGUGGUAAAUCCUUUUCACGACAGAGUCAUCUCCAGACACAUAAAAGAACACAUUCUGGAGAGAAACCCUAUGAAUGUAAUGUAUGUGGUAAAGCCUUUUCACAACAUAAUCAUCUCCAGAAACAUAAAAGGACACAUAUUGUGGAGAAACCUUAUGAAUGUGAUCAAUGUGGUAAAGUCUUUUCACAACAGGGUCCUCUCCAGAAACAUAAAAGAACACACACUGGAGAAAAACCCUAUGAAUGCAAGGAAUGUGGAAAAGCCUUUGCAGUUUUCUGUACUUUUCAGAAUCAUCAAAGAGUUUUUACUGGUGAGAAACCCUAUGAAUGCAACUCUUUACUGUCUAGUAAAGUUUUUUUAAAACAGAGUCAUCACCAGAAACACAAAAUAAAACAUAGUCUAGAGAAAUUGUACAAGUGUAAUCAAUGAGGUAAAGCCUUUGCAGUCCAGAGUUAUCUCCAAAUACAUAGAAAAACAUAUAUUGAAGAGAAACCCUAAAUAAGAAGUGUGGUAAAGCCUUUUCACAUGGUAGCCAUAUAAUACCUAAAAGAACAUUCACCAGAUAGA
Molecule: messenger RNA, 1371 nt
Organism: Grammomys surdaster
Lineage: Eukaryota; Metazoa; Chordata; Mammalia; Rodentia; Muridae
Product: zinc finger protein 431-like
Exons: 4
Coding region: 1-1233 (410 amino acids)
Biological process (GO): central nervous system development; regulation of transcription by RNA polymerase II
Cellular component (GO): nucleus
Molecular function (GO): DNA-binding transcription factor activity, RNA polymerase II-specific; RNA polymerase II cis-regulatory region sequence-specific DNA binding
Source: RefSeq, a predicted model, not a curated record